Molecule: messenger RNA, 3445 nt
Organism: Orbicella faveolata
Lineage: Eukaryota; Metazoa; Cnidaria; Anthozoa; Scleractinia; Merulinidae
Source: RefSeq, a predicted model, not a curated record
GCGACACACCGCCACAAAUCUGUAUCAAAAAUGCGUGUUUCACGGCCUUCCAAAGCGACAUCCACCAUUUUGGCGGUCGAGAUUUUUUCCAACCCAUUUUGCUGUCGUCUCCCAGAGGUGGGUCGUAUUCUUGAAAUAUCGUGUCAUUCUGAUCGAACUUUUUGAAAUCAUCCAAAGGAUCCUGGCGUUGUAUCAACGGAGCGUUCUCAAGCACUCCCUGUCCCUGAUAAGACUGGAUUACUCCGGCAGUGAACGUUUCUGUCAUGUAAAGAAGCAGGCCUUCGAGCGAAAAGGGAGUCGUCGCCAUCUUUCACAAAGAAUUCAGCCAAACCGUUUCGUUUUUUUGGUGCGACUACGUUUCUUGCGCCCUCUAAAGAUCUCUAAAAUGUAUAGCAGCGAACUUUAGGGAGACUGGCAAAAGCACGAAGUAAACAGGAAGAUCAUGGGUGAGCAUUCCACUCGAGUCAAUUCUCGGGAAAAAAAUUAAUGGGAUAAAUUAGAAUAAAUUACACGCUUCAUCUGUAAUUUUUCAGAAGUAAACAAGAAUGAAAAAAAAAAUAUGUCGUCUAGGAUUUUUCCGCAAAACAUGUCAAUCAAAGUUUGUUAAUUAUCUCUUAAGACUUUGCGUCACUUAUUUCUUUACUUUGAUCUCACUUACGUAGCCGCGAAAACAAUUCCGAGAACUGACAAGACCUGACAACAACAGGAAGGUCGUCGGAAGAGUUGUUAACCCAAUCAAGAGGUUAAAUAGAAAGCCUACACAGUAUUGUAGCAAGAUUUUCUCUUGACUGUAACUCACGGUUAUCCAGCACUUGUCUCAGUGAGCUCGAGAGUGACUGAGCAUGUACUUUAUUCAAAUUCGCGAAACGUAUAAAAUGAUCAAGUAAUCAAUUUUUCUACGAAAACUUGUGUAACUCGUGAUCGCGUUACUCCUCGCGACGGACAUUCAGGAACUUUGUCACGAUAUAAGUCAUUUACGUUCAAAUUGAUUAGACAAACGCCGAAGGAGGAAUGAGGAUAGCUUGCAUGAUAAGCCCAGAGGCCGUCUGCGAAGGGGGACUAUAUUUACAGCAUCUCAUUCAAAAUGACAGACUCCGAGCAGUCUCUCUUUUCCUCGAAAAUGGAAAAUGCAUGGGGAAGAAUGCAAACAAGUAAGCGUGAGAGCGUGACUGUGAGUCACGAAAAAGGAAACCGGAUAUUACAUAUUAUAGGAUUACAGAAUCUCGAAAGCGAAAAUGAAAGCGAAAAUCGUUAACUCUAACAUUUCCGCUUUCAUCGCUUAUUAAUUUCCCCGUGAUUUGAGGUGGGCAGUUCACUCUUCAUAGCCAGAAAAAAAAUUCUUUCAUGGCGUCGUUUACUCUAGGGGGCCUAUUUGUUUAUGUCACGGAAACAUUCACCGCUGGAGUGAUUCAAUCUUACGAGGGACAGGGAUUGCUUGAAGAUGCUCCGUUGAUACAGCGCCAGGAUCCCUUGGAAGAUUUUAAAAGGUUCGACAACAGUGAUACGAUUUUUCAGGAGUACGAUGCACCCCCGGGGGACCAUAGCAAAAUUGGCUGGAAAAGAUCUCGACCGUCAAAAUGGUGGAUGUCGCUUUGGAAGGCCGUGAAAGAUGUCUUCUGUAUUCAAAUUCUUGGAGGUUUGACUCUCGGUACGCUUGCUAUAUUCAUUUUGGUUUUGGAUUUCAAUUCCGUCGAUCUUUGCUACGAUAAACAGUUACAUGGACACUGGAACUCGCUCCCACGUAAGAUUCAGGCCAUCAUUGUCAGCGCUGAAACCGUAGAAGCAUAUGUGGUGCAAAUGUGGACAUUUCUUCUUAUAAUCACAAUGUUUGGCUGGCGCUUAGUAAAGAAACUCAAUUUGUUGAUCCUCAAUCUACUGGGUGCAUUUUUUGACACAUGUUACAGACUUUACCUUCAAGUUUACGGAAUAUAUGAGAGGCCCUGGAUGUCUUUUCCUUUGAAUGCUUUAUUUCUAAUCAUAGUCCUAAUGAAUUCUAUACUUGUCGGAAGAGAAAUUGCUAACAGCAGCGAAAAUGAAAGACCCAGGAGACUCAAGAAGACGAUCAAGGUUUCCGCGAUACUCGCAGCCCAAUUAGCCUUUGGAAUUCCAAUCGCCCUUGGUCUUGUUUAUGGCAUCAUUCCAUUGUAUGGUCGUCAGAACGAAACUUACAGAGCAGUAAUAGCUGGUGCACUGCCCCUCUUAACGGCUGUACCAAAGGUCAUAGUACGUUUGACGGCGCAGAGAAUCGAUUUUCUUCACCCGGGCGACUCGCACGUGCUUUUAAGCGUUUUGUAUAGCGCGUCCGCCAUCGUUUUCCGUGUCAUGCAAGCUGAGCUCACAAGUAUUGAACUGUUUAUAAUACUCAGCCUCGUACACGGCGCUGUGGACUUGUUAGAGAGGUUAACUAUUGUUGUGCGUGAUUAUUUGUGGUACAUUAUUUACAAGAAGUUUAAACGCGACGCGGACGCAGAGCCAAUGUUGAGCGCUGAUAAAUUUCGCACUCCAAGAAGCAUGCGCUUUAUCGCCGACAUGAGCAUCCAGAUGAUUCUCGGAGAAUCGACGGCUUUGGUUGCAGCGGUUGGCUUUAUUCAGUUGUAUAGCUUCAUGUACAACAAUCACGGUCUGUCCUUUUCCGACAUGCAUCCGGUUGCAGAUUUCUUCAUUCGCGUUUCCAUCGCUCUUAGUAUUGAUUUCAUUUUCAAUUCGUUCUCGUUUUGGCUGCAAAUGUCAUAUUUAAAUAUCGCUGUGGUACGGGUUUGGAAGAAGAAAUGGAGGAAGCACAUGGUUGUCGGUCUAAUUCUGACCACUGUGACAAUGUGUUACUUUACCACCCAUUUGUUCGCUGUUGUAAAAGACAAACACAAAUCAGGUGCUUCAGUACGUCAUUUUAACUGUACGGGACCAUUUUCUGAGUUCUAGUAAGUUGAGUAAUAUGACCGUCCUGUCAGUACACUUUGAGAUGGAAUUUUCUUCGAAAGAAGUCUAAGUUAAGCGUAAUGUACAGCUGCAUUACUAGUAACGACUGAAAGCCGCUGCAUUUCUAGUAGCGACGAAGCCAUUAUUGUAUUGCAGUGGAACCCGGUUAAUACGGACAACAAUUCAAAAGGACAACUGCAAAAGUGCCCGUAUUAUCCGGUGUCCAUCACGGACACAUGUUUCACGGAUACAAAAGCUAAAGCAUGUAAAUAAAUAAACAAAAAUAAUAAUAAUAAAUUAUAAUUGUUAAUGAGGAAGACAAAUCAGUCCUAGCUGGUUUUGAUGCGGAUCCUCUAUCCUGACCGAAUUAAAAUUUGAAAAUGUUAGUUUUCCAUGUGAUUCAAAAAUAACAACGAUGUCUGAUCUCUUAUGAGCAACUGGCUAAGUUCAAACAGAAGAAAUUUUAUGUUCAUUCAAGUAUUCGAAUGUCUCACAUUAAAACCAGGACUUAAACGGUUAUGGUUUUUCA